AUGAAGGAUGACGCUGCGCAGAUUCGCGAGCUUGUGGCUGCGGGCGUCGACGUACUGGGUGCCAGGAAUAAGUCAAAGAUGUUCGCCAUGGAUCUGGCGCGAGAACGCGGCAAGCAGGCUGCCCUGGCCUGUCUUGAGGAGCUGGCCAAGCCAGAAGCCAGCGCCACAUAUGCCACAUCCAUUGAGCCUCCAAAGACUUCAACCCCCGCCACGGCGGACGAAGCAUCCGCGGCCAGAGGUUGGAAAGCCACAAACGCCGAUGCAAAACAGUUAGCAAUCCCUCCCACAAAAACGCUGAAAGGAGUAACCCACAGCUCUGUGGCAGCCAAAGCAGAGGACACACAGUCCGCAAAACCUGGCAGAAGCUCCGCAGUUGACUUUGCUGCUUGCGACUUCCGCACGUUGCCAGCCCAAUCUUGGCAACGCCUGCAUGAAGCGUUCAGGGCUACGUCUGUGUCAGCCAAAGCAGAGGACACACAGUCCGCAAAACCUGGCAGAAGCUCCGCAUUGACUUUGCUGCUUGCGACUUCCGCACGUUGCCAGCCCAAUCUUGGCAACGCCUGCAUGAAGCGUUCAGGGCUACGUCCAUGUCAGCCAAAGCAGAGGACACACAGCCCGCAAAACCUGGCAGAAGCUCCGCAGUUGACUUUGCUGCUUGCGACUUCCGCACGUUGCCAGCCCAAUCUUGGCAACGGCUGCAUGAAGCGUUCAGGGCUACGUCCAUGUCAGCCAAAGCAGAGGACACACAGCCCGCAAAACCUGGCAGAAGCUCCGCAGUUGACUUUGCUGCUUGCGACUUCCGCACGUUGCCAGCCCAAUCUUGGCAACGCCUGCAUGAAGCCGUUCAGGGCUACGUCUGUGUCAGCCAAAGCAGAGGACGCGCAGCUCUCUGCAGCGCAAGACAGCAUAGCGAGCGGGCAACCGGGGGCAACCGGCCCUUCCAUCUCACCUCCAUUUCAAGCUCCCAGCCGGGUUCAGGUUGACGAGAUAGACGAAGAAUCGGAAGAGUCUGAGGAGGAGACAGAUGAUGAGGUCGAGACCCAUGCCAGCCCAGAUUUGGGCCUGAGGCGAGCCUCGACGCCGACGGAGCCUUGGAGGCCUGCGCUGGCUUGGCUUUGUGCUGUUGUCAAUGAGCGCCUGCAGGCGCCCCCGCCGCCGUCACAAGCGCGGCAAAUUCGAGGGCUGCUGCCCGUAGGUGCCCUGGAUGCAGAGAAACUCUCUAUCCGCGAUCUUUGUGAUGGACAGCUUCUGUGUGCCCUGGUGAUCUCGGUGCGGCCGGAUGUUUUGCCCAAGGCAAACCCUGUGGCACUUGGACGGAUCGCACAAUUUCUCAAGGCUUGCACAGCACUUGGCGUCAACAAGGUGUCCCUGUUCUCACCGCCUGAUUUGACGCCAGAGCCGAGCAAUCCCAAUGCCGUCCUGCGCUGCCUACAGGCUUUGGCUGCUACUCUACAGGCGUCCCAAAGUUGGACGGGGCCGCGGCUGGAAGGUCUGCCUGGACGUAGAUGA
Molecule: messenger RNA, 1509 nt
Organism: Effrenium voratum
Lineage: Eukaryota; Dinophyceae; Suessiales; Symbiodiniaceae
Source: the annotation of a GenBank genome assembly